CCAAUUAUCUUUAAAUCUCCCGGUCUCAAGCCAGAUGUCCGCCUCACCGUUUUCGGGCAGGUGUUUCACGUCCAUUCGAUAAUCCUGAAGCUCCACAGCAACUUCUUUAGAAAAUUUCUGGAUUCGGCAGACAAAGUAGCUGCGCCUGCUUCAGCAUCUUUCCAAUAUGAUUAUGUAUCGGUCUUCGAUGCUGAUGGGGACUGGGGACUUGAGCCUACUGCUGCCAAGGUUCCACAAGCAAGGGAGAUAGAGCCUUUUCGGAAGCUCCUGUGCUCGAUGUAUACUCGCCCAUACGUGAUCAACGACGUAGUCGAGCUCCUGACCCUCGUACGUCUUGCAGACUACUAUUGCGCACUGCCGAACCUCUCGGGAACUAUCACUGGCCAGAUAAUUUUCGCUGCCAAGAAAUUGCGACAUCCAAUUCUCUUCAGAGAGUGUUUUAUCCACCUCGUUUCCUCAUUACAUGACUUCUAUUCGUUGUCCCUCCCAGCACUUCGUAAUGACAAGGACCUGUGGCUAGUACUUACUGAGGGAAAAUCAUCUCUACGAAAAAAGAUUCUCCAAACACAACAUUUUGUCUUAAUGAUGUGCUUGGAUAGGCACUUGGAAGAAGAUCUUCGCCUGGUCAUGGCAUAUUUUCGGAAGCCAGAAUAUUGCUCCUCGGGCUUCAGGCAAUUGCUGGCUAUUCUUGACAAGAAAAAACAUUUCAGAGCGAUUGAGUCCAUUGAAGAAGUUCUGCAAAACAAUUUGGUCUUGGAUCAGACUAAUUUCGGUGCCGGUGAAGGACCAUACACUAAACGCUAUCUCUGCGCAGAACUUGCGGAUGACGAUAUGCCAUGGGACGCUGCUGAGUCUGAUUGGUAG
Molecule: messenger RNA, 864 nt
Organism: Hyaloscypha bicolor E
Lineage: Eukaryota; Fungi; Ascomycota; Leotiomycetes; Helotiales; Hyaloscyphaceae
Exons: 4
Molecular function (GO): protein binding
Source: RefSeq, a predicted model, not a curated record